AUGCCUAAUUGUCCGAAGUGUAACAAACCAGUUUAUUUUGCCGAAAGGAAAACAUCCCUCGGUAAAGAUUGGCACGGCGUUUGUCUCAAAUGCGAGAAAUGUAAUAAAACUCUCGUACCUGGAGGUCAUUCCGAACACGAUGGUAAACCAUAUUGUAAUCAACCUUGUUAUUCAGCUUUGUUCGGUCCCGGAGGCUUUGGAAGAGGCGGAGCACAAAUUAUAAAAAAGAAAAAAAAGGCGCAGCCAUUUUACUCGAUGGUUACGCGACGUUAA
Messenger RNA from Pediculus humanus corporis (human body louse), 273 nucleotides. Its product is annotated as Cysteine-rich protein, putative. The transcript is spliced from 3 exons. Bases 1 to 273 code for a protein of 90 amino acids. Lineage: Eukaryota; Metazoa; Arthropoda; Insecta; Psocodea; Pediculidae. The record is from RefSeq and is a predicted model, not a curated record.